UAGGAAAUCCAAAAUGGAGGAUAAUCUCGAGCUUUUGAUUGAUCGAGCUACAGAUCAAACUAAAAACCACGACACUUCGGACCAUUUUGUAGCCGUCUGGGACCGAAUUAACAAAGAAACCGAUGGGCCUCAAGUAGCACUUCGGUACCUGAUACAGAAAGUACGAAGCGUGAACGAAAGGGAAUCGCUGUGUUCUUUAGAGCUUAUAGAAGCCUGUGUCAAAAACUGUGGCUCCAGAUUCCACCAAGAGAUUGGAAAAUUCAAAUUCCUGAAUGAACUUGUUAAGUUGCUUUCUACGAAAUAUGAUGGUGGGUGGACCCCAGCCUCAGUCAAAGCACGUAUCAUAGAGUUACUCUACAGCUGGACUAAGGGUUUACCCAGAGAAACCAAGAUCCUUGAUGCUUACAAGAUGUUGAAAAAUCAGGGUUUAAUCACUAGUGAUCCAGUUGAUCCCUACAAGUCUAUAUAUCCCAAGGAAAUGCAGCAUCCAAAGAAUACCAUUUUUGACGAUGAAGAAAAAUCCAAGCUUUUGGCAAGAUUACUGAAGAGUAAGCAUCCUGAAGAUUUACAAGCAGCUAAUCGCCUUAUCAAGACAAUGGUUAGACAGGAUGAAAUUAAAACCGAAAAAAUAGUAAAACGAAACAUGGAUAUAGAGCAAAGUGUUAACAAUGCACGGCUGCUGUCAGAAAUGUUAAGUCAUUAUCAACCCUCUUCACCAUCACAGGACAAAGAACUGAUGAAAGAGCUCUUUUCUUCAUGUGAGAAGAUGAGACCAUCAUUGUUCCGACUGGCUAGUGCGGCAACAGAAGAAGGGGAUGGAGGAUUAGGUGAGAUAUUGAAAGCAAAUGAUGAGCUAACAAAAGCAAUAGAUGAAUACAGGCGGAAAAUUGGGACAGAAAGUGGUGGUAAAGCAACACCAGCUUCCCCAGCAGCAACACCAGCCUCUUCUACAGCUACUUCAGCCUCUUCUGCAGCUACUCCAGAGCCAAUAGAUACAACUGCUUCAUCUCUUAUUGACUUAGGACAGCACCAAGAAAAUAAUGGUGUUGUUGAUACUAAUUCUUCUGUGCUUGAUGAUGAACUUAAAGCUUUAGGUAUUCAUGAUACACCAAAUACUAUGGCUUCACAACCAACAACCAUAGCUACCUCAGAUAUUACAGCUUUAUCUUGGGGAAGUUCCCAGUCAGCACAGAGUUUUGUUGCUCAAACUCAAGCUGGUACAAACAAUGUAGGUAUGGUAAGACCAAUGGGUUAUCCUGGAACAACUGUUUCUGGUCCAAUGAAUCCAGUGAAUCUUCCUGGUCAACAAUUUACAAGAACACCAAUGAACCAAUCAUAUAGUAUGCAGCCUGGUAUGGGGAUUUCAAUGGUGGGCCCUGGAGGUCAAAGAAUUAUGCAAGGGAUGAAUCCAGGAAUUCGUCCCUUGGGGGCGAUGGCAGGAACACCAAUGUCUGGGUAUGCUCCACCUCGUGGGCCACCGCCAGCCAAUAAGAGAGGACCUGAAGCUCUAAAGAAGCCUACAUCUUCACUUGAUGUCCUUGGACUGGAUAUGUUACAAGAUCAGAAGCUGCAACAGAAACAAAAGCAGCCGGUGUCACCAUUACCACAAAGCACAGACCAAACUCUCUUAUCACUAUCAUCAGUAUCCUCAGCUGUCAAUCAAUGUCAACCGCCUGAAAGACCCUUGGAACAAAAUACACCAGCCAAUAAUGAUUCUUCAAGCACAGAUACUCUUUUGUCUCUGGGCACAGACACUGGAGCAGAUCUCUUAACCACACCAAUAACUCGUGUCUCCUCAGAACCAGAGCCAUUGGACAAUGUGUUUAUUCCGCUGGAUUCUGUUUUACCAGGAAAUCAUCAACCCUUAACAGUACUUGAUAAAAAUGGACUCAAGAUGGUUUUCCAUUUUGCAAAGACCACUGCAAAGCUUUCACGCACAGAUGUGGCCAUCGUGGUCAUCUCAAUAAUGAGUACUCGAAGCACAGCAAUAAGUAACUUUGUUUUGCAAGCUGCUGUUCCAAGGGCUAUGAAAGUCAGGUUACAGCCUCCAUCAGGCACUGAUCUCCCAGCUCAUAACCCAAUUCUCCCUGCUGCAGCAAUAACCCAAGUGAUGCUGAUAGCCAAUCCAAAUAAGGAAACGAUCAGAUUAAAAUACAGAGCUACCUACGAAACAGAUGGAACAACGUCAGUGGAAGCUGGAGAAGUUACCUCUUUCCCAUCUUUAUGAGACCUUCCUGGAAUAAACUAACAUGCAAAUCAGUUACAAUCAAUGUAAUGUUAAACCGUGUGGGAUAGUAGUCAGCCUUCUCCUUUGUCUAGAAAUAUUCCAUAUUUACCUUAAUUUAAGUUUUCUUGUAGAGUAUAGUUUCAACUUUUUUUCCGUUUAGUAAUUCUUUAUUUUAAAUUUUAUCAUCGCUGCCAUGGGUGAGACACAAGAACAGCAUCCCAGAUGCCAUUGACAAAUGGUUGGCUGAUUGACGGAAGUUUAUCAGCCUUUUCGCAUUUAUCAUUUGUUUGUUAGUCAACUGUUUGAUGGAAAUUUGAAAGGACGCCAAUAGUUGGCUGCUUGGCAUCUUGUGUUUUACCACAGCCAUGUUGGUGGUAUCUUACAAGAGUUUACUUAACAGUAUUAAUUGUCAAUACUACAAGCAUGGAUGCUAUGCCUUUCACUUUUAACUCUCUUGGAAAUGAUUGAAACCAUUAAUACAAUGUUGUUGAUGUCGAUAAAUAGAUAGGAACUUUGUUUCAAGAGGUGCUGCACUUAAUUCCAUAUUUAAGAAUUGGUUGACACUCUAGCUUGCAUUCAUUGAAUUACAGAUGCAUACAGAAAGCUUCUAAGCACAGCAGAAAAUUUAUAGUUGAGAGGCAUGUUGAUUCUGAUUCUAGCUUAUUUGCCUUUAAACCCUUCCAGUAUUUCAAGUAAUUUAUCCAUUAACGAUACUCGGUGUAAUCUAAGCUUUGUAUUCAAAGUGAUUACUAUUAUACUAUUACGCUCAACAUAAUUACUUGAUUCUGAUUGGACAAGAGGAGUACAAUUAAAUCCCAAUUAAUUUGCUCAAUUUUGUUGAGGGUAUCAUAAACAAAAAUUUGCACAAUCUUCUCAUCCAAUUCGGAAUUUAUAGAUACUCCUGAUGUUUUCAAAGUUUUCAAAUUUGACUUGGUGAUGUUUUGAAAAUUUUCAAAUUUGGACAAGCCUUUAGGCAGCCUAAAGGCUUGUCCAAUUUUGAAAAUUUUCAAAACACCACUUGUACCUAUAAAUUCGGCAUUGUACUUGAGAUCGCGUGAUUUCCUAUAUUAAUAAUAAAUCUGUCAAUGAAAAUAAUAGAACAAUAAAUGCACUGUAAUAUUUAAAUUCCAUGAUGAAUAAUAUUAUCCAUUCUACUUAUGGCUAAUAAGAAUCCACAUGGAUUUUUUAUUCAAAACAAGAGUGAACCAACAGUAAGUUAACCAUUGUCAUGCCCAAUUAUGUUUUUCAGUCAUUUUACAAGAUAACACUCCAUACAAUUUACCCCUGUGUUAAUCGAAUUUAGACUUAAAACUCCUGCAAUAUAUCAAUGAUUAUGAAAAAAGUUGCAUAACAUGUUCGCUAAGGUCUUACAAAAUUUCAGCUUUGGUCUAACUGGUCUGUUUGUUUUCUUUAUAUUAAUUUCCUGUAGGAACUGACAUUUAGUUAUCAGUGAAAUUGGCCUUUCUUUUCUCCACAAAUGCUGACAUUCCUUCUUUUCUGUCAUCC
Actinia tenebrosa (Australian red waratah sea anemone) is the source of this 3733-nucleotide messenger RNA. Its product is annotated as ADP-ribosylation factor-binding protein GGA1. Gene Ontology annotation, molecular function: ubiquitin binding; phosphatidylinositol binding; small GTPase binding. Gene Ontology annotation, biological process: Golgi to plasma membrane transport; intracellular protein transport; protein localization to cell surface. Lineage: Eukaryota; Metazoa; Cnidaria; Anthozoa; Actiniaria; Actiniidae. Gene Ontology annotation, cellular component: trans-Golgi network. The record is from RefSeq and is a predicted model, not a curated record.